This is a messenger RNA of Mustela erminea (ermine), 1035 nucleotides long. RefSeq lists its product as uncharacterized. Gene Ontology annotation, biological process: DNA integration. Gene Ontology annotation, molecular function: RNA stem-loop binding; zinc ion binding. Bases 1 to 1035 code for a protein of 344 amino acids. The record is from RefSeq and is a predicted model, not a curated record. The transcript has 4 exons. Lineage: Eukaryota; Metazoa; Chordata; Mammalia; Carnivora; Mustelidae.
AUGGGGUUCCCAGAGAAUGUGGAGGAAGCCAACAACCACAUCUUCAACCUAGUGGACGAAUAUCUGGCCAAUGGGGUUGACAGCGAUGCACCACAGGUGUACGUGAAGCCACCAGCCCAUGAGGAGUCCAAGGAGCCCUCCAAGGGCUUUGUGGUACGGGAUGCACCCUGGACUGCCAACAGCAGCAAGAAGACUCCUAAAAUGAGCAGCUCUGAAGAAUUUUCCAGCUUUGGGGCUCAGGUGGUAUGCAGGGAUAUUAAUGACAGCAUUAUUCAAGGACAAGUACUUGCUUUAGCCAUUAUUCAAGGCCUUCAGGGCAUUCAGCUACCCCAACGUAAGGGCGCUAAAGGAAAUUCUGGGGGAUGCUACAAAUGUGGAGCUCAGGGGCACUUUAAGCGAGAAUGUCCUGACAGCAAGAGUACCCCAACAGCAAAGCAACCUGGCAUAUGCCCUAGGUGUGGCAAGGGUACACACUGGGCGAAUGAAUGUCGCUCAGUAAAAGAUAUUCAAGGCAAUCGCACUGCAGACAUGUUAACCAAAGAGCAAUUUAUCUUCACUUUAAUGGAAAAUAUUCAACAAGCAAAACAAUUUCACAAGCUAUUUCAUGUUAAUGCUCUUACUCUCAGACUUAAAUUCAACAUAACUAAAGCUCAAGCUAGGGACAUUGUAGUCUCUUGCAAAAACUGUGUUACCCUCUUGCCAUCCCCCUCCUUAGGAGUUAACCCACGAGGCCUGUUACCCAACCAUAUAUGGCAAAUGGAUGUUACUCACAUCCCUGAAUUUGGCAAACUAAAAUAUGCGCAUGUUUCCUUGGACACAUGUUCUGGUAUCAUAUUCGCCUCUAUCCAUGCUGGGGAAAAAUCCAAAGAUGUUAUUUCCCACUGCCUUCAAGCCUUCGCCGCUUGGGGUAAACCUCGACAAAUAAAAACAGACAAUGGACCUGCAUACACCUCACAACCAAGAAUCCUCAUUGGAGGAAGAUCAAGCAGUAUGGAAGGGGAGGGCCUAUCUAACUAUGAUUUCUCCUCUAGAUAA